AUGGGUCUAGAUGCUUGUGGGAAGACAACGAUGCUCGACAAGCUCGCUUCUUCGGAGGUUGUCACAACCAUCCCAACGAUCGGGUUGAACAUUGAAACUGCAAGCAUCCAGAUCCCAGCACUCGCUAGAAGCGGAAAUAAGCAAAAGUUCGCCGCUCGGGUUACUGAUACUGGUGGAUGCUCAAAGGUCUUUCCCCUCGUACGACGAAUGAUGAUGGAUGACACCGUAUCUGGAAUUGUGUGGGUCAUCGACGCAGCCGACGGAGAUAGGCUUGCGGAGAGCCCUGAAGAGUUAGGGAUCUUACUUCCUAAGCUGGGGGUGAAAGACUCGGAUAUCGCUCCGUCGAUUCCCAUCUUGAUACUCGCCAACAAGAUCGAUCUGCCCGACAGAUUAAGCUCAGACGAGAUUCGCGCCAAGUUCGACAGUCUCCUUGAAAACAGGCAUUCUGCAUAUUUUGAAACAUGUUUCACAGCUCCUCUAGCUUCUAGUGGACUCCCGGAAGCUUUCGCUUGGCUCGGCGACGCGAUCACUUCAGCAGCUACAGGAGGACCAAAUAAUUCGGAGACUACGACAUUAGAAACCAAGAAGCCCGUAGAAAAGAUACUCGCAGAAAUGCGCUCUCCUGUAGCGCUAUCCGGUAACCUUGAGGAAUGGCUAUUAAGAGCAGAGAAAGACAUUCCUGCCGAGACACUUGUACAAAAGUUCUACACACUUGAUCUUCCCAGCUGGGAUCACUAUACUCACCUGCGUUUGGCAUACAUACUGCUUCUCAAGUUUGGCCGAAGACAAGGCAAAGACAAGAUCUUCGAAGGAUUCAAGCUGUACAUUGACAAAAGCGGCAAGAUCCAUGGGAAGUCUUUCCACAUGACCAUGACUUACUUUUGGGUCCAGAUGGUCCACUUGGGUAUAGCAAGCAUGGGCGUGAAUGUGGACUUACACACGCUCAAAGCAGAGGGCACGGAGAAAGACCCGCGCCUGGAUGAUUUUAGAAGGUUUUUGAUGGUGAACCAGUACCUAGUUGACGGGCAGCUAUGGGCUGAUUACUACUCGAAAGAGCAUCUGAUGAGCUCAGAAGCAAAGGAGGGCGUGGUGUUUCCAGAUAUCAAGGGACUACCGGAUGUGCUAUAUACCACAGUUGCGAAGCCUGGGACGAAGGAGAGGGACAUCAUCUCGGCAUCAAGGACGGCUUUGGUCUGA
This is a messenger RNA of Didymosphaeria variabile, 1197 nucleotides long. RefSeq lists its product as uncharacterized. Gene Ontology annotation, molecular function: GTPase activity; GTP binding. Lineage: Eukaryota; Fungi; Ascomycota; Dothideomycetes; Pleosporales; Didymosphaeriaceae. The record is from RefSeq and is a predicted model, not a curated record. Gene Ontology annotation, biological process: intracellular protein transport; vesicle-mediated transport. Bases 1 to 1197 code for a protein of 398 amino acids. The transcript is spliced from 3 exons. Gene Ontology annotation, cellular component: cytoplasm.